This is a messenger RNA of Symbiodinium necroappetens, 1863 nucleotides long. Lineage: Eukaryota; Dinophyceae; Suessiales; Symbiodiniaceae. The record is from the annotation of a GenBank genome assembly.
AUGCUAGGUCCGGUGACUGAUGAAGUGUUGAUAACACGCGCUGUGGCGGGGUCCAACAGCGCGUGGAAUAAAUUAAUCAAGAGGUAUGAAAAACGCGUGUACAACUACGCUUUAAGAAUGGUGAGCCACCCUGAUGACGCUUUUGACCUGAUGCAGGAAGUGUUUGUCGGUGUACAUCGCAACCUCGGCAGUUUCCGCGGUGACGCACCCUUCCCUGCCUGGUUGUUCCGCAUCGCCAGCUUUCGCUGUACAGACUAUCUGCGGCGACGCAAAUUCCAUGACGAAUUUGAUGAAGAAAGAGGAUUUCUGAACGCUGAAGCAGGCCCGGAGGAACAAACCUUUACCACCCACGCAAACCAGAAAAUAAGCGCUGCGCUGGGCACCCUGCCUGAUGAACAGCGUCAGGUUGUAGAACUCAAAUUUUUUCAACACUUCACCUUUGAAGAUAUCGCAGGCCAGCUUGGCAUAUCCGCCAAUACAGCCAAAACACGACUGUACAUUGAAGUUGAGACUCACCUGGAAAGCUGCGCUGAUUGCCAGUCUGACUUCGAGGCCAUCAACAUGCUGUCUAACAUGGCAGAAAACUGGCAUGACGAAACCGUACCGGCCUGGCAGCCAGCCCCGGUGACCAGCAACCAUAACUGGCUGGACAAUUUCCGUUUGUGGUUCCCUACCGCAGCCAGCACCGCUGCGCUGGCAGUCGCCACCAUGAUAUUUGUGCAGAUGCCCGAGAACAGCGGCGUAUUGCCGGCUUCCAGCCAGCCCCUGAGCAGUUAUCAGGAAUUGCCUGAGCUGCCUCAAGCGACACAGGCGGCCAUGGUCGAAAGAGUCAUGGAAGGCAGCCGCGAGCAGCGUCAGGAAGAACUGCAGGUGUUACUGCAAUACCUGAAGGCCGAAAUGGAUCGCCGCACUAUCGAAACAGAAGAUUCCCUGCGUUUUGUGAUCACCAACCAGUUGCAGGGGCAGCAGGAACUGGAUGAGCUGUAUCAACAGGUUAAAGACCUGGUCACAACCGCUGAUCGCAAUCCUGCAGCCACGCCGGGCACCGGCAGUGAUGCUGCAGAAGAAGGAGUUGAUAAUCUUACUGACAUCACGCGGGAGGCCAAAAUUGUUGCUGACGUGAUGAAAUCCGCGCUUCGUAAUGAGCUGAAGAGCGGAAUUCGUGUCACCAGUGUCACCGCCGAAUAUCUGGCCAAACAGGGGGUGCUGGUUUCCGUGCGGCUGAAUGCGCCCUGGCUGACCAUCAACAAUGGCGACACCGCCAUUGCCAUCAACGGCCAGAUCAACCUUGAUGAGAUACCUUCGAUGGUGGAAAACAUUCUGUCUGACCUGCAGAUCGAUUUAUCACCCUAUGAACCAGAGUCAUUGGAAACUCUGCGCGAGCUACGCGCUGAGCAGCGCGACCUGCGCCUGGAACAGCGUGAUAUCCGCGCUCAGCUACGCACCCAGCGGCGGGAACUGGUGCGCGCAGACUCUAACGACGAGCAGCAGAAGGUGCAGCGGCAAAUUGAAAACCUGGAACGUGAAUUGAUUGCUGUUGACACGCAGUACGACGCCCUCGCCAAGGACAUCGAUAUUCAAUACAAGUCUCUGCGCGACUACCGCGAUCGCAUAGACACGCCGGAAACGCCUGCUUCGCCUGCUUCGCAAAGUGCGGACAUCGACGCAUUGAUUGCACGGACCGUUUGCGAUUACGGCGCCACCUUAAAAAGCUUAGGCUCUGAAGACUUCCUGACCGUUGCACUGCGGCGUGAGAACAGCACGCGUUAUUAUGCUUUCAAAAUGGAUUAUGUAGACAGCUGCGGUCGCGGUGAUAUGGGUUUUGAGCGGCUGCAGGAGAGAGCCUAUACCUACGACGGUUAA